AUGGCCACUGCCCUGAUGUCAUACGCAAACAAGCGAUCCAGGCUAGUAGCCGCCCUCGCCUUCGCCAUCUUUGUGCUCUUCUUCCUUUUCAGAAUAGGAGCGGGGUCAGAUGCAGGCUUCUAUGGCUCAAAGAAACCGGUAGUCGAGGAGCCACCGCCGCCACCCCCCUACAGCGGCCCGCGAGUCGAGCUGUUUGGCCUGAAGGAUUUUGGCGCAGAGGUCGAGAUCGCGACCCUCAACAUCAGGGUCAAGGAGCAGCAGCAGCAACACAUGAGCGACAAACCCAACGCGAACAGCAAGCCCGCUGCCGCACAGCCCGUCCCCGCCAAGCCUGCGCCUCCAACAAGCCCACAGGUCGAGCAGUCGCACCCCGACCACCCGCGGCGGCAGGGCUACGGCAUCUUCUCGCCGUCUCCGCUGCAGCAGCAGCUGCCCAUCGCCCUGCCAAAGUUCACAGCCCACCGUGUCGAUGCCCCGGAUUUUAAUGAGACCGACCUUGACAUUCCUGUUCCUGGGACCCCACCCGCCACUACUUCUAUCACGAUACCGCCCAAGAAGAAGAAUCCUGAUGCCUCGAGGAUCACCUUUGGCGUGGCCACCCUCCUCAGCCGCAUGCCCGAGGCCCUGGAGAACUUCAAGCACUGGGCGGCCCACACCAAUGCCCGCUUCGUCGUGGUGCAUGAGCCCCAGGACACCGAGGCCCGCCCGGGCGAGCUUUCCCCUGAUGAGAUCAAGACGAUGUACCGCGAUGCGGGGAUCGGCCACCUCUUCCUGGUCGAGUCGGAAAAGGGCUGGGGCGAGAGGUACCUGUCCCUCCUCGGCUGGCUGAGCAGCACGGUCGAGAAGCAGACCGACUGGGUGGCGCUGAUCGACGACGACACCUUCUUCUUCGACAUGAACACCCUGAUGGGCAUGCUGAAGAAGUACGACCCCGCCGAGCCGUGGUACGUGGGCCGGCUGUCGGAGAACAAGUGGAACAUCAACAACGGCGGCUUCUUCGCCAUCGGCGGGGCGGGCGUGUUCAUGUCGCGGCCCCUCAUCGAGAAGCUGGGCCCGCACGCCGAGUCGUGCUGGGCGGACCGGCAGGAGGGCGCGACGGGCGGGGACUGGAUCGUGGGCGACUGCGUGUACCGGCACACGACGACCAAGCUGUCGAUCGAGCACGGGCUGUUCCAGCUGGACCUGCACGUCGACGUGACGGGCUUCUACGAGGCGGUCCGGCGGCAGCCCGUGAGCGUGCACCACUGGAAGAGCUGGCACCACCACGACCUGCCCACCGUCGCGGCCGUGUCCGCGGCCUGCGGGAAGCCCUGCGUGCUGCAGAACUUCCGCUUCCGGGACGGCUGGCAGAUGGCCAACGGGUUCAGCAUCGUGCGGUACAGUUAUAACGAGACCGAGCUCGCGGCGCAGCACCCCGAGGCCAUGGAGCACACGUGGAAGAAGACCAUCUGGGACAUCGACGACAGCUGGACCCACAGCCUCGAUCCGCUGAAGCCCAGGGACGAGGGAAAGGUGCAGUUCCUCAUCGAGAAGAGCGUGCGCGACGAGGCGGCGAGGACGACUACGAUGUACUACGUCCGACGGGAAGAGGGGAUCGGGAAGGGCCUCAUCAGGGUGGUGUGGCAGGAGUCAUGA
Messenger RNA from Diaporthe citri, 1635 nucleotides. RefSeq lists its product as uncharacterized. Gene Ontology annotation, molecular function: acetylglucosaminyltransferase activity. Bases 1 to 1635 code for a protein of 544 amino acids. NCBI's taxonomy places the organism in Eukaryota, Fungi, Ascomycota, Sordariomycetes, Diaporthales, Diaporthaceae. Gene Ontology annotation, cellular component: membrane. The record is from RefSeq and is a predicted model, not a curated record. The transcript has a single exon.